AGGGCGCACAUAAACGUCAGACAUCAACGUUUGUAAACAUCGAUGCAUCGUUUUCCACAGCUUUUCGUCAAUUUCCCCAAAAAUUUGGAAUUUUGUUAGAAUUUAUCAAUUUUACUCAUCAAUAAUCUUCUUUCACCACAAUGUCAGACAACAAAAAACGUAAAUCAAAAUCUGAAUCCGUUCCAGCCCCUUCGGCUUCACCGGCAAAGAAGCCCAAACUGGAGGACAUCGGCCCCGAUGACGACGAAGACGACGUGAAACGACUAAAGGUGAAAAAUCCGGACCCGUCGCUGCUCAACCGAUCGAAACUGUGUCCCUAUUUGGACACCAUCAACCGGCACCUGUUGGACUUCGACUUCGAGAAGCUUUGUUCGGUUUCUCUCACUCGGAUCAAUGUCUAUGCAUGUCUGGUGUGCGGAAAGUAUUUCCAAGGGAGGGGGACAAAUACUCACGCUUACACGCAUUCGGUGGCCGAGUCGCAUCAUGUGUUUCUGAACUUGUCCACCUUGAAGUUCUAUUGUCUGCCGGACAAUUAUGAAAUCAUCGAUUCGUCGUUGGACGAUAUUAAGUACGUGUUGAAUCCGGUGUUCACUGGCAGAGACAUUCGCAAUUUGGACAAGGAGGAUCAGAAAAUGUCUCGAACCGUGGACGGAACGCUUUACUCACCGGGAAUCGUCGGAAUGAACAACAUCAAAGCGAACGACUAUUGCAACGUUAUUUUGCAAUCAUUGUCGCACGUAAAGCCAAUAAGAGAUUUCUUCCUGAUCGAGAAGAAUUAUGCCAAUAUUAAGAGACCUCCGGGUGAUACGGCAUUUACCCUUGUCCAACGUUUUGGCGAACUGCUGCGCAAAUUGUGGAAUCCGAGAAACUUCAAGCCCCACGUAUCACCGCACGAAAUGCUUCAAGCCGUCGUUUUGUGGAGCAGCAAAAAGUUUCAAAUCACUGAGCAAGGAGAUCCGAUCGAAUUCCUCUCCUGGUUUUUGCAUAUUUUGCAUAAACAGUUGCGCGGGAACAAGCAACCGAACUCGUCGGUGGUCUAUCGAACCUUCCUGGGUGAGAUGAAAAUUUACACCAGAAAGCUGCCCCCUACGGAACUGGAUGAUGUCCAGAAGCAACUGCUGCUGGCGACGGACGAAUAUCAGGAGAAGGUUGAGACUUCCACUUUCCUGUACUUGACUUGUGACCUUCCGGCGACGCCUCUGUUCAUCGACGAGUUCAGGGAGAACAUUAUUCCUCAGGUCAAUUUGUACCAACUGUUGGCUAAGUUCAACUCGGUUUCCGAAAAGGAGUACAAAACGUACAAGGAAAAUUUCCUGAAACGUUUCGAAAUAACUAGAUUGCCGAAGUUUAUCAUUUUGUACAUCAAGCGAUUUACGAAAAAUACCUUUUUCCUGGAGAAGAAUCCAACGAUUGUCAACUUCCCGGUCAAGAAUAUCGAUUUCGGAGAUAUUCUGACCGAAGAGAACAAGAAGCAACACCAGUACACGAAGUACAACCUGGUUGCCAACAUCGUCCACGACGGGGAGCCCAAUGCUGGAACGUAUCGGUGUCACAUCCUGCAGAAAAGUACCAACCAGUGGUACGAGAUGCAGGAUCUGCACGUGACUAGCAUUUUGCCACAGAUGAUCACCCUGACGGAGGCAUACAUUCAAAUCUACGAGCUGCAGGAAGAAGACGACGAGGUGCUCGAGGGGAAGCAGUAGUUUUUGUUUUCAAUAUAACAAUAAGUAGGUAGUUUGUUUUACCAGGAUAGUGUUUUCAAUCGCUGUAAGUUGAGUUAACGAAAAUAAAUCGAUAGUUUUGCAAAAUAUA
Aedes aegypti (yellow fever mosquito) is the source of this 1812-nucleotide messenger RNA. It is a transcript of the gene Usp39, whose product is annotated as U4/U6.U5 tri-snRNP-associated protein 2. Gene Ontology annotation, biological process: mRNA processing; protein deubiquitination; spliceosomal complex assembly. Gene Ontology annotation, molecular function: cysteine-type deubiquitinase activity; zinc ion binding. Bases 141 to 1703 code for a protein of 520 amino acids. The record is from RefSeq and is a predicted model, not a curated record. NCBI's taxonomy places the organism in Eukaryota, Metazoa, Arthropoda, Insecta, Diptera, Culicidae. The transcript has 3 exons.